UUUGUUUUUUUGUGGAUAUAUUUGUUUUGAAUAGUCUUUAUGUUAAAUUUUUGGGAUUUAAAUAUAAAACGUCACACUUCAUUUAAAAACCGGACAAUUACGCCUAGUGGUAUUUCUUUACCUUUAGAAUCUAAAUCAGCGCCUCAAUUAUCUAAAGUUUGUAAUACUUCUAUUCCAUCAUUUACAUGUAAUAAUUUUGGAGAGAAUUAUAAUCAAUCAAAUAAUCAUAGUUGUGGAUCAAGCAUAUAUGAAGAAAAUGUUUUAAAAGAACGAGAGAAUAUCGAAGAAACAGAAAUAUCAGAAGGCAUAUUAAAAUUUACAGCAGAAGAUUAUAUACAAGAGAUUCAAAAAAUUGAAAAACAAUAUUUUUUUUGAAAGCAUUUUUAUAAAGAAUGGUUUAUAUAUAUGAGUUUUUUAAAAAAUUUGGUUUAUAAAAGGUGUUUGAUAGAUUGAGUUUAGAAUAAUAUUGAAAA
This is a messenger RNA of Pneumocystis murina B123, 473 nucleotides long. RefSeq lists its product as hypothetical. The transcript has a single exon. The coding region runs from base 40 to 375 and encodes 111 amino acids. The record is from RefSeq and is a predicted model, not a curated record. NCBI's taxonomy places the organism in Eukaryota, Fungi, Ascomycota, Pneumocystomycetes, Pneumocystales, Pneumocystaceae.